AGGCGCUCCCCGCCACACUGACCCCGGAAAAGGAAAAAAGCCCCCUCCCCCCUCCGCCCCCCCCCCGUCUGACUCCCAAACUCCGACCUCGCUGCGGCCCGGAAGGAGUCCGCGAGGGACUCGGCUGAGUUGCCUCUAUUUACUGUUUGGUUAAGAAUACAUCUCCAACCCCAUAACUGUGAGAGGAAUUUCCAAGAUAUACCAUCAUAUCAUCAGCUCAGCACAGCACCGGGCACAUAGUUUAUUUAAGGACUGCUUUACCUACACCCUCAACAUUUUGAUUUAUUCAGAAGUGAGGGAGAGACACUGAAAACUCUUGUCUUCUUGUAGCUCAGGUUCACAGUCCAGAUAUCUGUACUGACUUGAUAUCCUAAGGCUAAAGAAGGCUACAACUUUGAAAUCUAAUAUCUGAUAUAUUUGAAAUAGGCUUAUUUUGUGGGGAAAAGGGCUACUAUCAAGGUUAUUGAUGAAAAUAUCAGCACUGUGUCAUGUUCUGUGUGGUACAGUGGCAAGAGUCCUGGGUUUAGUCAGAGGACCUGGAUUGAUUCCUGGCUUUCCCACUUCCUGUAUGGCCUUGGUCUUUCCUGAUGUCCUGCCCCUUUCCUCCAGUUUCCACCGUUGAACUCUCCUUUGUAACACAGAAAAACAGUAAAUGAAAACCAACUGGCAUAGCAACUGCUUCUGACAGAUGUCUAACAGGAUUAAAACUGCUGAGGUGGCCUCUGCUUCUUCUGUACAAGUUUGAGGGUUCAGCACCACGAGACAGCUGGCUUUUGCAGAUCCGUCAUGCAGAACCGACAAGGAUAUUGCAACUGUUGCCAUGUGCACUAUAUUAACCUUGAACAGCAUAUAAUCAGCCCCCAACACAGAUACUUUACUACGUAUUGUAGGUAUCGGCUGGGUACCAAUAGUCUUUUGGAUCGUUUCCUUCAUGAUGUCAUGCGGUAUCACCCACAUCAGUAUUAUGAUAACAGACCAACAUAUGAUGACAUACCACUUCUCAGCCGUCCAUCACCUCCCAAGGAGGCUCAAUUGGAUUUUGAUCAGGUUCCAGAAAAGGGGACUGAGAAGGAAACUCUUAGUGACAGAGAAGAUUCGUCUCAGAAUGACUUUAAAUCCAUUGAAGAUUCAUGUUCUUCUUGUAAAUCCCAGAAGGAUAUGGAGGAGGUUUCUGUUCAACAGUCAAUUUUCCAAAGAAUUGUGAAUAAACAGCCGCUGUCUAUGGAAGACUCUCAGGAGGAGACCAUGUGCAUUGAUAACUUUUCUGAGGAAACCGAUCAAACUACAGAUAGUAGCUAUAAGAUCCCAUUUGAAGCAGUGAUUACAGAGCUCACCAGUUCUGUUCAUUCUUUACCUCGAGAUCCUGGUAUUAGCCCAGUUACGACUGAAAAUUCCAGUUUAUCUUACCCAGAAACUCAUUCGGUUUCAGUAAUCAAAUGUACCCCAGACAGGAAUGAUACGUGCAAUAAGGAUUUACAAUUGGACAAAAGUCCUAACUCUUUUGAGUCAUCACUCCACUUAGGAACCUCUUCGGUUUUCCGUCAGAGCCCUAAAGUUGGACAAGGGAACUCUUUCCAUAUGACUUCAGUCCCUUCAAGGUCUCCUUUCCAGCUGUUCGAUGGUGAAUUCAAGAGGAGAGUGAAGCCAAGGUGGUGGAGUAGCAGGAAGAAGUACAGCAAGCUCCCCUUCAAAACUCCAAACUGAUCUAGAAAACCUACUCUGCUGAAUCCUGAUCAGAAUAUCCAAGAAAAAAACCCACCAUGGGCCAUUUUUCUAGUCCAGAAUCCGUACCUUCAAGUCUCAGCUCAGGUUCUCUGCAAAGCCUUUCCUGGUCCCCCACUUCUGGAUUGUCAGUGUUCUCUCCCUCCUCAAACCAGCUUAUAUUUAUUUGAGAUGUUUACUUCAGGGGCUUUCACUUUUGCUUUUGUAUCCCAAGUUAUUAGCAUGGUACCUUAUAUAUAGGAGGUCCUUAAUAAAUGUUUUUGAAAUGAAUGAGUGAAAAGGUAACAGCUUUUUCCUCCCUCUUCCCCCCACCAGAGAAUCAGAAAGUUGAAGGGGACUUUAGAAACUAUUUAAUCCAACCUAUACUGGAACAGGAGUCUCUUCUACAACAAACCCAACAAAUGGUCAUCUAGUCCUUGCUUGUGGUCUCAGGGGUUAUAUAAUAAAAUAUAUCUCCUUAGCCACAGCACACAGUAGAUGGUCUGCUAGAGUAGAAUAUUGUAUACAUGGUCAGAUGUGGUCAUUCUGUUUGGUGGGUUUAUUUAUUUUUUUUUAUUACAAAGGAGGGUUCAUUUGAGUAGGAAAAGUGAAAAUAGGGAGAAUAUUUCCAGAAAUGAGUGUUGUAAAAAUAAAAGCCAUUGAUAAAACAUGUUUAAAAAGUGAAUAGUAGAAGUGUGGUUUCUUUCUAGACAAAUAAAAACACCCAGAGACUUGUCCUUACAUAAGCAAUUCUGGGCUGGGGCUGACUUUGGUAAGGGCACUGAUUAUUAGGUCUGAUGUUGGAACUAAAAGACGCACUUCUAGAUCUCUGAGGCCUUUUUGUGCUGUGCAUUGUCUUCUACUGUAGAUUGUAAGCUCCUUGAGGACAAGGACUGCUUCUGUUUUUAUUUCAUUUGU
Molecule: messenger RNA, 2619 nt
Organism: Dromiciops gliroides (monito del monte)
Lineage: Eukaryota; Metazoa; Chordata; Mammalia; Microbiotheria; Microbiotheriidae
Product: DBF4-type zinc finger-containing protein 2-like
Exons: 15
Coding region: 787-1704 (305 amino acids)
Molecular function (GO): nucleic acid binding; zinc ion binding
Source: RefSeq, a predicted model, not a curated record